GGACAUCUAAUGUUAUACCCGGAUUGUGACAUAAGAGAUAAUGACAGUAGAGAGGAUUCUCCAGGUGAUAAUCCCAUUACCCCAAUUAUACAUCCUGCUCUAUCAGAUGAUCCCUCUGAUCCUGGGAAAUGUUCCUCUGAUCACUCUGAUAUUGGUGCAUCUGUUACAGCUCUGACAGUAGAUACAGUGUUUCCCUGUUCUAUAGAAGCCAAAUGUUUUACACAGAACACAAAGCUUAUUACCCAUCAACCAGCUAAGGCAGGUGAGAGGCCAUUUCCAUGCUCUGAAUGUGGGAAAUGUUUUACACUGAAAUCAGAUCUUGUUCUACAUGAGAGAAGUCACACAGGUAAGAAGCCAUUUCCAUGUUCUGAGUGUGGGAAAUGUUUUCUACAUAAGUCACAUCUUGUGAGACAUGAGAGAAGUCACACAAGCGAGAAACCAUUUCCAUGUUCUGAGUGUGGGAAAUGUUUUCUAGAGAAAUCACGUCUUGUUAUACAUGAGAGAAGUCACACAGGUGAGAAACCAUUUCCAUGUCCCGAGUGUGGAAAAUGUUUUGUACAGAAAUCAGAUCUUGUUACACAUAAGAGAAGUCACACAGGUGAGAAACCAUUUCUAUGUACUGAGUGUGGGAAAUGUUUUCUACAGAAAUCACAUCUUGUUAUACAUGAGAGAAGUCACACAGGUGAGAAACCAUUUCCAUGUUCUGAGUGUGGGAAAUGUUUUGUACAGAAAUCAGAUCUUGUUAUACAUCAGAGAAGUCACACAGGUGAGAAGCCAUUUCCAUGUUCUGAGUGCGGGAAAUGUUUUGUACAGAAAUCACAUCUUGUUAGACAUGAGAGAAGUCACACAGGUGAGAAGCCAUUUCCAUGUUCACAUAAGAGAAGUCACACAUGUUCUGAGUUUGAGAAGUAA
Messenger RNA from Pseudophryne corroboree (corroboree frog), 912 nucleotides. Its product is annotated as gastrula zinc finger protein XlCGF17.1-like. Gene Ontology annotation, molecular function: DNA-binding transcription factor activity, RNA polymerase II-specific; RNA polymerase II cis-regulatory region sequence-specific DNA binding. Lineage: Eukaryota; Metazoa; Chordata; Amphibia; Anura; Myobatrachidae. The transcript is spliced from 2 exons. The record is from RefSeq and is a predicted model, not a curated record. The coding region runs from base 10 to 912 and encodes 300 amino acids. Gene Ontology annotation, biological process: regulation of transcription by RNA polymerase II.